Molecule: messenger RNA, 2202 nt
Organism: Harmonia axyridis
Lineage: Eukaryota; Metazoa; Arthropoda; Insecta; Coleoptera; Coccinellidae
Product: kelch-like protein 10
Exons: 7
Coding region: 151-2031 (626 amino acids)
Molecular function (GO): protein binding
Source: RefSeq, a predicted model, not a curated record
CAUUUAAACGACACGUCAGUUGAGUCAAGCCUUGAAAUAAAGUAGACAUCGAAAUUGAACGUCAAAAAGAAAAUUGAUUUCCUUUAUAUGAACUAUUUGUUGUUGACCAACCUCUAACUGAAGUACUCAAAAAAAAGGUCUAGAUUCGAUAUGGACGUAUCCAUGAAACUUCUCAAGAUCAAUUACUAUGGUUCAUCUGGCAAAUGCAACAAAAUAACUAGAAGACGAAGGAAACUGAAGAAAUGCGUUUGUGUUCUACCUCAAACCGGCGAAUUAGAGUUCCCGAGAGUUUGGGAGGAAUUGAGGAAUAAUAAUCAGUUGUGCGAUGGGGUUGUCCGAUGUGCCAGUGGCAAGGAAUUCAGGAUUCACAGGGCAAUACUAUCUGCCGUGAGUCCAUAUUUUAAGGCUCUGUUCACGAACUCUAUAAAUCGAGACAAGGAGGAAAAUACACAGGCGAACACCACAAUUCCCACAGCAAUACUGGAGAACCUUUUGGACUUUGCCUAUUCCGGAAAAUGUUCAAUAAACGAGAACAACGUCGAAAGCCUGCUGCGAUUCGCUGAUCAAUACGAAAUUUUGGGUGUUGUGCAGUUAUGUUGCAAAUUUUUAUUGGAUGAAAUGUGUCCAGCCAAUUGCCUGGGUAUUCUCCAUUUUGCCGGACAAUAUUUCUGCACAAAACUGAUGGAACGCGGAAAAUCAUAUGUAAGGCAUCAUUUCGUCGAUUUGCUGAUGGAAAGUUGUGAAUUUGUCAACAUAGCCGUUUCUGAACUGCUCGAGAUCCUCAAAGAUGACGAACUCAAUAUAAAGUCGGAGGAAAUAGUCUUCGAUGCCGUGAAGAAGUGGGUUAAUUUCAUGCCGAUGAAGAGAAGGGUACAUUUGUUGGAGUUACUGAAGUGUAUGAGGUUGCAUAAUUUAGAGACGAAGCAAAUUUCCAAAAUGUCUAAAUGGUCAUUGAUUCAGAAAGAUCCGGAAUGCAAACAGUACAUGAUCGAAGCACAACAACGGAUCCAUCAAUAUCUACUAGAAGAAACGACCACAAUCUGCGACAAUUACUCUUUUCGACCUAGAAUACCGUACGAAAUAUUGUUCGCUAUUGGGGGUUGGAGUGCUGGUAGUCCCACCAAUUUCAUCGAAAUCUACGACAUCCGGGCUGACAGAUGGCUGCUAUCGACCGACACCGAUUCUGUGCCCAGGGCCUAUCAUGGGCUGUGUUCUCUGAGGGGAUUGAUUUACAUGGUUGGUGGUUUCGAUGGCAACGAGUACUUUAACACGAUGAGAUGUUUCAACCCGGUCUCACACGAGUGGAGUGAAUGCGCUUGUAUGUACUAUCCGAGGUGUUACGUGAGUGUUGUUAUGCACGAAGAGAGGAUAUACGCCUUAGGUGGAUAUAAUGGUAGGGUUCGGAUGAACACUGUGGAGAGGUACAACCCUGAUAAAAAUCAAUGGGAAUUGAUACCUCCUAUGCUGAAACAAAGGUCCGAUGCGAGUGCUGCAGUGCUUAAUUGUAAGAUCUAUAUUGUCGGUGGUUUCAAUGGCCAAGAAGUGAUGUGUUCUGCAGAAAUGUUCGACAUCUCCACCAGCCAAUGGUCCUACAUACCCCACAUGACAUCGGCGAGAUCAGGUGUGAGUCUGGUGGCAUUCAAGAACGCCCUAUACGCCAUAGGUGGAUUCAACGGUUACACUAGAUUGACUACUGGGGAAAAAUUCACACCGGAAUCUGACACAAGAUGGACUGAAAUAACGGAAAUGAUGACACCGAGAAGUAAUUUCGCGACAAUCACCAUGGAUGACUUCAUUUAUAUUAUUGGAGGUUUUAAUGAUCUCUUGCUGUCAGGUUCAACAACGAUAAAUUACGUUGAGUAUUAUGAUCCGGAGAGCAACGAGUGGCUGGACGCCUCUUCCAUGAACCUGAACCGUUCCGCGCUGAGCGUUUGCGUGGUCAGCGGUCUGCCCAAUUCCCGGGAAUACUCCUUUCUGGGACGGCUGAGUAACGGAGACACAGAAAAGGACACCGAAUUGCAAGAUAGAUGAAGAGAGCCAGAUAUGUGGACGAUGCCGGCCAAAGUCUAGGCCGGCUGCCGUCUUUAGCAUUUUAAUCGUUUUAACUUGUGCCCUUCUGGUCUACGUCUUUUAUCUAUACAUACCUACUGUGUACUAUUUUUUAAUAAAUGGAUUGUCGGUUUUCGACAACUGGAACCUUAA